Molecule: messenger RNA, 828 nt
Organism: Erinaceus europaeus (western European hedgehog)
Lineage: Eukaryota; Metazoa; Chordata; Mammalia; Eulipotyphla; Erinaceidae
Product: C-type lectin domain family 7 member A-like
Exons: 7
Coding region: 280-828 (182 amino acids)
Biological process (GO): cellular response to molecule of fungal origin
Molecular function (GO): (1->3)-beta-D-glucan binding
Source: RefSeq, a predicted model, not a curated record
AGGGCUAAUCUGGGCAGCAGUAGUUUCCUGUGUGGUUCUCUCAGGUCACUUGUGUUUUGAAUUCUGUGUUCAGUCAGAAAAGUCUUUCAUAAGACAGAGAAGGAAUUAUUUGGUUCGCUAUACCUUCUCUUGUCUUCAUGUCUGGACUCUAGAUACAGAAUAAGGACUGUUAAGUGUCUUAAAUUCAGACUUCUUUCAUGAAAAUUAAGGUCUGCUUCUGCUAAGGAUAUACUUAGAAUCACUCUGCAAAAAUUCCAGCAUUUUCUUCUGAAAGAAGUAAUGAGUGAAUUAAUCUAUUCUAAUUUGAAAUUUCCACAUUCAUCUAAGCCAAAGAGAAGGCAAAAAGCUGAAACAACUAAAAGAAAAGAGCAUCCUGUUCCUUCUUCUCCAUGGAGAGUCAUUGCAGUGGUUCUAGGGAUCAUUUGCCUGUUACUUAUGUUGUCUUGGGGACUCUUUGCUGCAUUGCGUGCAUUUGGAUCCCAGGAAACAGAUAGUAAUCAGGAAUACAUCAGGAACUAUCCUACUUGUCCAGACAACUGGCAUCAAUAUGGAAAAAACUGCUAUCAUUUUGCAAGAAAUUUGCUUCCUUGGAAAGAAUGUGACAGUUCUUGCACUGAUUUAAAGUCAAGAUUUCUUAAACUGGAUACUGAAGAAGAGAUGAAUUUUUUAAAAAAAUUAUCCAAGAUGCAAUGUAAUAUGCAAAAUGAAAAAUUUUUUAUCAGUUUAUCCUACAAUAGCAAACAACUAAAAUGGACUUGGGGAGAUGGCACAGAUCUUACCCUGAACAAGUUCUGUGACCAGAGUGCCACCAUUCUGAAAUUUAUUUAA